GGGAAACCGUAGGAAUACAAGUGUGACCUGCCAACAGAUUUGAUUCAGGGCCUGAUGUAAUGUAGGAUGCGGACCCCCGGACACUAGCUCAACGCGGUCAUGUGACUCAGGAAGUAUCCGCGUCGGUCUGGACCCGAAUAGGGGCCGUGAGCAGGCGAUCUACGGUCCGGAUUCGGUCCGGAGCAGAGGGCACACGGACCGCUCCCCUGGCUUGGUUAAAGACUGAUCAUCCGAGAUUACACUGCGUUCUCUUCCUCCCGUUCAAACGAUGGCCAGCUCCACUAAACUCAAUGUCCUCAUGUGUGGUACCGGAGAGUACACCACCGGAUGGGUGGGUUCCGGUGCAUCGAAAUCGGACAAGAAAUUAGGAGUCGUUGGCCUCACAUUGUUUGAUCUUCGUCGCCUCGGAAAGGUCGACCAACUCGGCAUGGUCGGGGUGAACGGCGGCAAAUUCCCAGCUAUUCGGCAGCACCUCGCGGAGAAUAUUGGCGGCGCAUACAAAGAUAUGGAUUUGAGCUUCGACGAAUUCCCGAAAGGUGGCAAGGUCGAUCCCGAGGCAUAUAAAGAAGCGAUUGACAAGCUCUCCCCUGGCGAUGCUGCCAUCGUCUUCACACCCGAUUCCACCCAUUUCCCGAUCGCCAAGUACGCAAUCGAACGGGGAAUCCACGUCCUCAUCACAAAACCGGCAACGCAGUUGCUCUCGCACCACAACGAGCUGAUCGCUCUGGCCAAGAAGCACAAUGUUAUCUGUUUCGUUGAGCACCACAAACGGUUCGACCCGGUCUACAGCGACGCCAAGGCGCGCGCUGCGACUCUGGGUGAAUUCAAUUUCUUCAGUGCCUGGAUGAGCCAGCCCAAGGCCCAGCUGGAGACCUUCCGUGCAUGGGCUGGCAAGGACUCGGACAUCAGCUACUAUCUCUCUUCGCACCACAUUGAUGUGUGCUGCUGGAUGCUGCAGGACCGGGCCGUGCCGACGCGGGUCGUCGCCAGCGCUGCAGCCGGGAUUGCCACCGGGGAGCCGUACAACUGUGUGCCGCAGACGGAGGACACGAUCACGCUCAUGGUCGACUGGGAAUCGACGACGAGCUCGCGGCACCGCGGCACCGGCGUGUACACUGCAAGCUGGACAGCCCCCCUCAAGGCCGGGGUGCAUUCGGCCCAGCAGUUCUACUACAUGGGCGAGAAGGGUGACAUCAACGUCGACCAAGCCCACCGGGGAUACGAUGUCACGGUCGACGACGUCGGAAAGACGUGGUACAACCCGUUCUACAUGAAAUACUCGCCCUCGGAGAGCGGCCACUUUGACGGCCAGCGCGGAUACGGCUACAUCUCGAUCGAGAAGUUCGUUGAUGCUGCGCGAAGUGUGAAUGCCAAGACGGCAACUCCUGAAGACUAUGACAAACACGGGCUGCCGACCAUCGCCAACACCGUCCUUACCACCGCCAUCUUGCACGCGGGAAGAAUCAGCCUCGACGAGAAGCGGCCAGUCGGCAUUAAACAGGAGGGUGACCAGUGGAUUCUCGUGUAAUGUAAAGAUAAAGGCCAAAGAUAGACAUUCUCUGUUUCUUGAUCUGUAAUCAUGGAACCGUACCAGAAAACACAUGGCUCGGGCGCAAUUCAGACCAGUAUGCGGCCCCGUCUUGAUUGA
Mycena citricolor is the source of this 1648-nucleotide messenger RNA. Lineage: Eukaryota; Fungi; Basidiomycota; Agaricomycetes; Agaricales; Mycenaceae. The record is from the annotation of a GenBank genome assembly.